Messenger RNA from Saccharomyces mikatae IFO 1815, 2916 nucleotides. RefSeq names its product U2 snRNP complex subunit HSH155 (gene HSH155). Lineage: Eukaryota; Fungi; Ascomycota; Saccharomycetes; Saccharomycetales; Saccharomycetaceae. Gene Ontology annotation, biological process: spliceosomal complex assembly. Gene Ontology annotation, molecular function: mRNA binding. The record is from RefSeq and is a predicted model, not a curated record. The transcript has a single exon. Bases 1 to 2916 code for a protein of 971 amino acids. Gene Ontology annotation, cellular component: catalytic step 2 spliceosome; U2 snRNP; U2-type prespliceosome.
AUGAGCAAGCCAGUACACUUUGUGAAAGCUAAUAGCGGCGACAACAGCCACCGAUUAGGUGGUCAGUAUUCUAUUCCUCAAGAUUUGAGGGAAAACUUGCAGAAAGAGGCUAUACGUAUUGGUGACAAGGAAAAAGAUGUGCUACAAGAAAAAAUGGAAGCUAAGACAGUGCAAAAUGGAGAAGAUUCGUACCACAAACGAAGGUUUGAUAUGGAGCUUGAACCCAGUGCUGAUACUAAGAUUAUUACAUCUGAUCAAAACAGUCCAAUCCCUGUCGUGCCAAGGAAAAGAAAAUCUCGUUGGGAUGUAAAAGGGUACGAACCACCUGAAGAAUCUCAAAUAACGGCAAAACAAAGUUCUGAUAAUUUUUUGAAUAACGUAGAAGGAAUGCACGAUUUGGCAUAUUUUAAACCUUCUGACCACAAAUAUUUUGCUGAUAUUAUAUCCAAAAAACCUUUAGAUGAGUUAAGUAAGGAUGAAAAGAAAGAAAGAGCAUUUUUGACGUUACUUCUGAAAAUAAAAAAUGGGAAUACAGUGAGCAGGAGGACAUCUAUGCGACUUUUAACCGAGAGAGCUGUAACAUUUGGUCCAGAAAUGAUAUUUAAUCGAUUGUUACCCAUUUUAUUAGACAGGACCCUGGAAGACCAAGAAAGACAUUUAAUGAUUAAGACCAUAGACCGAGUUCUCUACAAACUAGGAGAUUUAACAAGACCUUACGCUCAUAAAAUACUAGUAGUAACCGCUCCGUUGCUAAUUGAUGAAGAUCCAAUAGUUCGUUCAACUGGCCAUGAAAUAAUCACAAAUUUGUCGACUGUUACUGGUCUAACGACAAUGCUGACAAUCAUGAGACCUGAUAUUGAAAAUGAGGAUGAGUACAUCAGGAACAUAACUGCAAGAGCAAUGGCCGUCGUGGCAAAAGCUCUUGGAGUUAAUCAGUUACUUCCUUUCAUCAACGCUGCAUGUCAUUCGCGGAAAUCAUGGAAAGCAAGACAUACGGGUAUAAAAAUUGUAAAGCAAAUAGGUAUAGUUUCAGGGAUAGGUGUACUAAAUCAUCUCACUGGGCUAAUGAGUUGUAUCAAGGACGGCCUAAUGGACGAUCACGUUCCGGUACGGAUUAUUACAGCAAACACUCUAUCUACGCUAGCCGAAAAUUCUUAUCCAUAUGGUAUCGAAGUCUUCAACGUUAUACUAGAGCCCUUGUGGAAGGGUAUAAGAAGCCAUCGAGGCAAAGUGUUAUCUUCUUUUUUGAAAGCUGUUGGAUCUAUGAUUCCAUUAAUGGAUCCAGAGUAUGCUGGUUACUACACUACAGAAGCAAUGAGAAUAAUCAAACGAGAAUUCGAUACUCCUGACGAUGAAAUGAAAAAGACUAUUCUUUUAGUACUACAAAAGUGUAGUGAGGUUGAAUCUAUAACGCCAAAGUUUUUAAGGGAAGAAAUUGCACCGGAGUUCUUUCAUAAAUUUUGGGUCAGGCGUGUAGCUCUAGACAGGUCAUUGAACAAGGUCGUUACGUAUACAACAGUUGUAUUAGCAAAGAAAUUAGGCUGUUCCUAUACCAUUGAUAGACUAUUAAAACCUUUGAGAGAUGAAGCUGAACCGUUCAGAACAAUGGCAGUCCAUGCUGUUACUAAAACAGUGAAUUUACUAGGAACUACGGAUAUGGAUGGAAGAUUAGAAAUGAGGCUUAUCGACGCACUUUUGAUAGCAUUUCAGGAACAAACAAAUGGCGAUUCUAUAAUAUUCAAAGGCUUUGGGGCGGUUACUGUUUCACUUAACAAUCGAAUGAAGCCAUUUUUAGCACCUAUUGUGAGUACAAUAUUAAAUCAUCUGAAACAUAAAACUCCUUUAACUCGUCAACACGCAGCAGAUCUAUGUGCCAUAUUAAUACCGGUCAUCAAAAACUGUCAUGAAUUUGAAAUGUUGAAUAAGUUGAACAUUAUUUUGUACGAAUCCUUAGGUGAAGUGUACCCGGAGGUAUUGGGUUCCAUAAUCAACGCUAUGUACUGCAUUUCGAGUGUCAUGGACUUGGAUAAACUUCAGCCUCCCAUCAACCAGAUUUUACCGACCCUAACUCCAAUUUUAAGAAACAAGCACAGAAAAGUCGAGGUGAAUACUAUUAAAUUUGUAGGGCUUAUUGGUAAGUUAGCGCCCACUUAUGCCCCUCCAAAAGAAUGGAUGAGAAUCUGUUUUGAGCUAUUAGAACUUUUGAAAAGUACAAAUAAAGAAAUAAGAAGAUCGGCGAAUACCACAUUUGGUUUUAUUGCGAAAGCAAUUGGACCUCACGAUGUCCUCGUUGCAUUAUUAAACAACUUGAAGGUUCAAGAGCGUCAAUUACGUGUAUGCACGGCUGUUGCUAUUGGUAUUGUUGCUAAAGUGUGUGGCCCCUACAAUGUCCUGCCAGUAAUUAUGAAUGAGUACACAACACCAGAGACUAAUGUUCAAAACGGUGUUCUUAAAGCCAUGUCAUUUAUGUUCGAGUACAUUGGUAGCAUGUCGAAGGAUUACAUAUACUUCAUUACACCAUUAUUGGAAGAUGCACUCACGGAUAGAGAUUUAGUCCAUCGUCAGACAGCGUCAAAUGUAAUAAGCCAUUUGGCCCUAAACUGUUCAGGUACUGGUCACGAGGAUGCGUUCGUCCAUUUACUAAAUCUUUUGAUCCCAAAUAUUUUUGAAACUUCACCACAUGCCAUUAUGCGUAUUCUGGAGGGUCUAGAAGCAUUAAGUCAAGCGGUCGGUCCCGGCAUGUUCAUGAACUAUAUAUGGGCAGGAUUAUUUCAUCCAGCAAAGAACGUAAGGAAGGCAUUUUGGAGGGUGUAUAACAACCUAUACGUAAUGUAUCAAGACUCCAUGGUACCUUUUUAUCCCGUAACCCCGCAAAACGAUGAAGAGUAUGUAGAAGAGCUAGAUUUGGUUUUGUGA